Molecule: messenger RNA, 1957 nt
Organism: Camellia sinensis
Lineage: Eukaryota; Viridiplantae; Streptophyta; Magnoliopsida; Ericales; Theaceae
Source: RefSeq, a predicted model, not a curated record
AUAUAAAUCUAAGUCUCUAGUGUGGGAUCAUUUUACAAAGAUUAUACAAACUAAUGAGAGUAAAGCAGAAUGAGCAAAUUGCAACUAUUUUGGACGUGAAUUUGCUUGUCCAAGUGUUUUAGGUACUAGCACACUUUAGAGACACCUUAAGCAAUGCUCUUAUUAUGACGGUAAUAAGGACCCAACCCAACAACAUUUGUCUUUCUCCUCAACAGUUGAUAGUCAAGCUCAAAUUGUGAAUUGGAAAUUUGAUCAAGAACAUUGUCGUAGGGAACUUGCUUGUAUGAUUAUCAUUGAUAAACUACCCUUUAGUUUUGUGGAGAAAGAGGGUUUUAAAAGGUUUGUGAAUGCCUUGCAACCAAAAUUUCACAUUGUUUCAAGAACCACAAUCACCAAAGAUUGCACAAAAAUUUAUAAUUUUGAAAGGAAACUUUUGAAAGCAAUCUUUCAGAAUUCAGCUUCACGAGUUUGUCUCACCACAGAUUUGUGGACUUCCAUUCAAAACCUUGGGUACAUGUGUCUCAUAGCACAUUACGUUGAUAUUGAUUGGAAGUUACAAAAAAAGUUACCAAUUUUCGUGUUCUUCCAAGUCCACAUCAUGGUGAGGUAAUUGCACAAGCUGUGGAAACAUGCUUACUAGAGUGGCAAUUGGAAAAAUUAGGCACACUUACGGUAGAUAACGCAAGCUCCAACGAUGUAGCAGCUUUAAGUUUAAAAAGGAAGCUUGUUAAGAGGGAUGGGUUGUUAUUAAAUGGUGAUUUUUUUCAUGUGAGGUGUUUUGCUCAAAUCCUAAAUCUGAUUGUGAGGGAUGGAAUUGAGGAGGCUAAGAGUUCAAUAUUGGCUCUUAGAGAUUAUGUGAAAUAUGUAAGGAGUUCCUCAUCUCGAUUGCUGAUGUUCAAAAAAUGUGCCGAGGAGGAAAGAGUUUUGGGUAAGAGGGCUUUGUGUUUAGAUGUAGAAACGCGAUGGAAUUCAACUUAUAUCAUGUUAAACAAUGCAAUUGAAUAUCAAUUAGUAUUUGAGAGAUUGGAGGAGAAGGAUGUGUGUUUCAAAAUCGAGGUUAAGAAUGUUACGACGGAGGAGGAUUGGAUGACAGUUAAAAGUCUUCACAAGUUCCUUGAGAACUUUUAUGUGAUAACAAAGCGUGUCUCCAGUUCCAAGUAUGUGACUUCUAAUUAUUUCUUUCUUGAAGACCAAUAGGAUUCAAGCUCUCCUCUUGAGUUGGGCAAAUCAUGAGAACGAGUUCUUUUCUAGCAUGGCCAUGAAAAUGAAAUUGAAGUUUGAGAAGUAUUGUAACAUCGAGAAGAUUAAUCCUUUGUUGAUUGUUGCUGUUGUUUUAGAUCCACGUUACAAGUUGAAGUAUGUUAAGUUUUCUUUCACAAGAUAUUAUUCCAUUAGUGAUGUUGAUGCUAUGAUUGAAAAAGUGAAGCUUAUCAUGAAGCAACUUUAUGACCAUUACUCCUCCUUUGUGUUAGAAUCUAUGGAAAAUGUGGGUGUCUCCAAAGGUGGAAAUGAUGUUAGAAUGGAUGAUCUUGGGGUUUCAAGUGUUGGGGUUGAUAUGCAUAAACAAGAUUGGCAUCAAUUCUUGAAAGCUGAAGAAACUGUGGUCAUUAAAUCCGAGUUUGAUCGUUAUUUGGAAGAUGGGGUUGAAGAGGAAUCCGAACACUUUGACAUUUUAGCUUGGUAGAAAAUGAAAGCUUCUACAUAUCGUGUGCUUUGUCUUAUAGCACGUGAUAUUUUAUCCAUUCCUACAUCAACUGUUGCUUUAGAAUCGGCAUUUAGCAUCGGGGGUCGAGUACUUGAUCAAUUUCGCAGUUCUUUAACUCCUAAAAUUGUGGAGGCUUUGAUUUGUGGACAAGAUUGGUUAAGGAGUUCAUCAAGUCCAAUUGAUGUUGAAGAAAAAUUAGAGGAUCUUGAGAAACUAGAGUCAAGUAAAUUAGUCUUUACACUUGUGCUUUGU